Messenger RNA from Fukomys damarensis (Damara mole-rat), 3681 nucleotides. It is a transcript of the gene Ciz1, whose product is annotated as CDKN1A interacting zinc finger protein 1. The record is from RefSeq and is a predicted model, not a curated record. Bases 6 to 2453 code for a protein of 815 amino acids. NCBI's taxonomy places the organism in Eukaryota, Metazoa, Chordata, Mammalia, Rodentia, Bathyergidae. The transcript has 18 exons. Gene Ontology annotation, cellular component: nucleus. Gene Ontology annotation, molecular function: zinc ion binding; nucleic acid binding.
CUACCAUGUUCAGCCACCAGCAGCAACUGCAGCAGCAGCAGCAGCAGCAUCAGCAGCAGCAGCAGCUAUUACAACUCCAGCAGCUGCUCCAGCAGUCGCCUCCGCUGCCCAUGGCUGUGAGCCGCGGCCUCCCCCCGCAGCAGCCCCAGCAGCAGCUCCUGAAUCUCCAGGCCACAUCCCUCCUCAAUGGCUCCAUGCUGCAAAGAGCUUUGCUUUUGCAGCAGUUACAAGGACUGGACCAGUUUACAAUGCCACCAGCCACAUAUGACAGUGCCGGUCUCACCAUGCCCACAGCAACCCUGGGCAACCUCCGUGGCUACAACAUGGCAACCCCGAGCCUGGCAGCCCCCAGCAUCACACCGCCCCAGCUGGGCCCUCCCAAUUUGCAGCAGUUCUUUCCCCAGGCCACUCGCCAGUCUCUGCUGGGCCCGCCUCCUGUUGGGGUCCCUAUGAACCCCUCGAAGCUCAACCUCUCAGGGAGAAACCCCCAGAAACAGACCCGGACCCACUCUUCUACCACCCCCAAUCGCAAGGAUUCUUCUUCUCAGACAGUGCCUGUGGAAGAUGGGGCAGACCCCCAAGAGGGGUCUGAAGAAGCGGAAGAGUUCAGGAUGGACACAUCCAGAGACCAAGAUUCACUCCCCUGCCCAGAUGGCCUCACGAGUGAGAAACGCAUUCCCACACCUGAGCCGGAACCUUCUGAGGUGGCUGAGCCACUGGCCAAGAGGUCAAGGACCUCAGAGAUGCCCAUGGAAAAGGGGCCUCCAGGGCAGUCACAGGUAAAGGUGCAGCCGCAGGCCCGGAUGACGGUGCCCAAGCAGACCCAGACACCAGAAGUGCUGCCUGAGCCACCGGAAUCCCGAGUGCUGCCUCGGUUCCAGCCGCGGGUCCUGCAGAUCCAGGCCCAGGUGCAGCCCCAGACUCCACCACAGAUGCCACCUGCGGGCACCCAGGCUCCGCUGAAGCUGCAGAAGCAGGCACAGACACAGACUUCCCUAGAGCACUUAGUGCCACUGCCGAAGGAAGCAGAGCCGCAGAAGCAGCCCCCAGAGCAGCCUUCCACGCAGGUGCCCGUACGGCCACUGGAGCAGACUCGGGGCCAGCCUGAGACCCAGCCGCAGGGGUCGGUGCCCACCCCAGAGCGGGUAAUGGUGCCCGUACAUGCCACCACGCCAGAAACACCAGCUCACCUCACAGCAGAGGCCGGGGGAGACCCAGAAGUGUCGUCGCUGGAGCUGGUGGGGGCCCAGGUCGGGGUAGCAGCAAGCCAGGAGCCAUCAGCCAGUGCUCCACAUGCAGGAGAGUGUGAAAAAAGAACACGUGACAUGCUUGGGAUGUGGGGUUCCGGGGGCUCCCUGAAGGUCACCAUCCUGCAGAGCAGCGACAGCCGGGCCUUUAACACCGCCCCCCUCGCGCCUGGGCCCCAUCCAGGCGGCGACCCUUCCUCCGCCACCCACGUGGCCACCAGCACUCCCUCUAAGCAGGGCCUUCACUUCUUCUGCUACAUCUGCAAGGCGAACUGCAGCAGCCAGCAGGAGUUCCAGGACCACAUGUCGGAGGCCCAGCACCUGCAGCGGCUCUCGGAGCUCCAGCACGUGAACCAGGCGUGCCUCCUGUCCCUGCUACCCAUGCCCCGGGAUGCCCUGGAGAGAGAGGAAGAGCCGCCACCAAAGCGCUGGUGCAACACCUGCCAGGUAUACUACGUGGGGGACCUCAUCCAGCACCGCAGGACACAGGACCACAAGGUCGCCAAGCAGUCCCUGCGACCCUUCUGUACUGUUUGCCACCGCUACUUUAAGACCCCCCGCAAGUUUGUGGAGCACGUGAAGUCCCAGGGGCACAAGGACAAAGCCAAGGAGCUGAAGACAUUGGAGAAGGAGACGGCUGGCCAGGACGAGGACCACUUCAUCACAGUGGAUGCCGUGGGCUGCUUUGAGGGUGAUGAGGAGGAGGAGGAAGAGGAGGAGGAGGAGGAGGAGGAGGAGGACGAUGAAGAGGAAGAGGUCGAGGUCGAGGAAGAAUUCUGCAAGCAGGUGAGGUCCAAAGACGGCUCCGGAGGGGAGCGGAAGGGCUUGGAGACCUACAGCUCCAACACUGCAUAUGGUGUGGACUUCCUGGUGCCUGUGAUGGGCUACAUCUGCAGCGUCUGCCGCAAGUUCUGUCAUGGCAACUCCGGGGCGCGGCUCUCCCACUGCAAGUCGUUGGCCCACUUUGAGAACCUGCAGAAACACAAAGCAGCCGAGAGCUCCGGCCCCACGUCCCGGCCCGUGAGCCGCCAGUGCGCCAUCAACGCCCGCAACGCGCUGACUGCACUGUUCACCUCCAGCAUUGGUAGUGGUCGCCCGCCCAGCCAGUCCAGCCCUCAGGACAAGGCCCAAACCCCCGGCAAGGUGACACCUCGAGCCGCUAAUCCCCCACCCCGCCCUCGGCGCUCGGGCCGCCUCAAAACCUGAAAGUGGGAGCUCCCUGAGCCCAGCGCGUCUGGGUCCGGACCUGUUAAUGCUUUCAGGGGUCUGUGUGGAAAUGGACGUGGUGGAUGUUUUUACUCAAAGCCAAUAAAAGGUAGUUUGGAUGCACAGUGCCCACCAGCACUUCUGUCUGGGUGAACUGGCUAUGGCACAGCAGCUCUCAGCCAGUGCCCGGCCUCUGGCCGCAGUGUAGUGGCAGAACUGGAAGGCAAACAUAGCCUUCCUGAGGCUCUUCACCUGGGCCUGUUUCCCUCCUAAUAAGGUAUCAGGCCUAGGAAAUAGCCUUCGAGUAAAUUAAGGUCUUUGUGAACCUUUGCAAUUCUAGGAGGUGGUGUGCUUGCUACCUCAAAAUUACAGGUGAAGAAACUGAGGCCGAGAGAGGCCACGGGGCCGGUAAGAGGCCAGGAUUUGAGCCCCGUGCUGGCCUCUCUGCAGUUGACUUUGGUGCAGCUGAGCUGUAGGUGAGGGCCCUUCCCAUGCAGGUGCUCUGGUACUCCGUUCUCAGUUCACUGGCAGGGUGCAGGCAACAUGAAGAAGAAUCAUCAGCAAAUGGGCUCAGGCUGUGUUGGCUGUGUAGUUGUUUUCUCCUUUAGAUCCUUAGCCAACCAGCCCGGCCCUAUCGCUGGCCAGAUGGAGACGGCGGAAGGGCAGUACCACGGUUGCCCAGCAUGUCUUGGUGUUGGUGGUCUUGGUGAAAGACCCAGCACCCAGAGAGGCCAAGUGUGUCCCACAAAGUCACCCCACAUGUCUGAUGCUGUCUCAGAGGAUGCUCCGACCUCGUGUACACUGUGUCCAGAAACAUGAGGCGAUUUGGUGCCCCCCUCCCAGCCUUUGCGCUGCUAGUGUGCAAUCUGCGCACUCCAGUGUCGGCACUGGCCGACUGCCCACCCAGCCCAGCCCCCAGGACAAGGCCAGACCCUUCAGCGAGGCGAUGGCUCCAGCCCCCAGCAUCCCUUCUGUGCUUGCGCCACCUCAAGACCUGAUAGCAGGAGCUCCUCGUGCCCAGCCUGUCUGCGUGCAGAUCUGUUAAUGCUUUUAGGAGUCUGUGUGGAGACUGAUGGGGUUGGAGUUUCCUCUCAAAAGCCAAUAAAGGAAGGUAGUCUGGUCGUGCAGUGCCCACUAGCACUUCUGUCUGGGUGGAUAGGGGAAGGGGCACACAAGCAGCUCUCAGUCAGCACCUAGCCUCUCUGGGUACAGCUGGUGCCACCAGUGU